Messenger RNA from Bombina bombina (fire-bellied toad), 519 nucleotides. Its product is annotated as cocaine- and amphetamine-regulated transcript protein-like. The coding region runs from base 1 to 327 and encodes 108 amino acids. Gene Ontology annotation, biological process: G protein-coupled receptor signaling pathway; cellular response to starvation; adult feeding behavior. The transcript is spliced from 3 exons. NCBI's taxonomy places the organism in Eukaryota, Metazoa, Chordata, Amphibia, Anura, Bombinatoridae. The record is from RefSeq and is a predicted model, not a curated record. Gene Ontology annotation, molecular function: neuropeptide hormone activity.
AUGGACAGCAGCACCGUCGUAUUCAAGUUGCUCUGCAUGAGCCUCCUUAUUGCUUGCUUGUGUCAUGCCCAGUCUUCGAGGGAAAUGUCAUCAGAAGAUUUUGAUGGCAAUAAAUCCCCUUCAUCAUCAGAGAAAGAAUUGGUAGAGGCAAUGGAAGAGUUAUUGGGAAAAUUUCAAGACAGAUAUCCAACAUAUCAGAAGAAAGCUCAGAUUCCAUUGUGUGACAUUGGAGAGAGAUGUGCAGUGAAGCAAGGACCCAGAAUUGGCAAACUGUGUGACUGCUCUCGGGGAUCCUCGUGCAACUCCUUCCUGUUGAAAUGCAUAUGAAAACAGACAUCCUUAGAAUCUCUUGAACACACAGUAUUUAAGGACAUUGAUAAUUAAUAGAUAAAUAUAAAUUGUGCUUGCUUAUAUAAAUCUCUAUUUAUAUAAAAUCAUAUAACGUGUUUUCCAUGACAUUACUCCUAUUGCUGGAAAAUUGCAAAUUUAAGACAUUUCUUGACAUUAUUAUGAUUUCCA